Oppiella nova is the source of this 678-nucleotide messenger RNA. NCBI's taxonomy places the organism in Eukaryota, Metazoa, Arthropoda, Arachnida, Sarcoptiformes, Oppiidae. The record is from the annotation of a GenBank genome assembly.
AUGAGCAUUAGUACUGACCCAGGUACACAUCAGGUUCAGCAAAAAUACGACACCAAAUACCACCGUAAAUAUGAAUGCUGUGGCGAACCGGGCAUAGAAAGUGGUACCAACGUGAAACUCAAUUUGGGUCCGACCCUCGCGAAGGCCGGGUAUGGCAAAGACAAACUCAAUCUAAUGGUAUUCGACGACAAUCUCAGCGUUUUCGAAAAGUUCGUACCGACGGUACUGGAGGACAGGGAGACAGCGAAAUACGUGUCUGGCAUCGCAUAUCACCAUUACGGUGGAUAUCCGGACGGAUUCCCGACGGAAAUACAGGAGAACUACACCGAUAUGUUUCUAUUAAGCACAGAGGCCUGUCAUCUUGAGGGACCCGAUUUAGGGCUGUGGAGUGCCGGUGAAAACUAUGCCUCGGAUAUCAUCAGGGCUCUGAAUGAGUUCGUGAGGGGUUGGGUGGAUUGGAAUAUGGCGCUGGACAUGAGUGGUGGACCAAGGUGGAACGAUAAGAAGGGAUACGGGGGUGCCAUCAACAUAGACCCGACUAAGGGGGAGGCAUACAAACAGCCCUCAUUUUACGCGAUCGGACACUUCAGCAAAUUUAUUCCCCCGGAAUCGGUACGAAUCGGACACACAGUCGACAAAUCGGUGCCGAGUUUUACGGUACUCACAGUCCAGAGACCC